Molecule: messenger RNA, 1032 nt
Organism: Pochonia chlamydosporia 170
Lineage: Eukaryota; Fungi; Ascomycota; Sordariomycetes; Hypocreales; Clavicipitaceae
Exons: 2
Coding region: 1-1032 (343 amino acids)
Source: RefSeq, a predicted model, not a curated record
AUGGCCUCCAGCGCAAGCAGAAGCAGCUCAGAAUCACUCGAGCCACCACCGUACGCAAUACUCCCAUGGAAAUUUCACCCACCCGACAGCCUGUUGCCCACCAAAGUCUCUCAAGAGGCUGAGUAUGACUACCACGGGAAUUUUUCUGUCGAUCGAGUCGCACACAUCGCCGCCUCUGUCAUCCGUCUAACUACGGAUGCGAGCUUCACCGGCAUGGAAGAGGUGGCCAAGGAAUUCAUCACUAUUGCAGAACAGGACACUACCAGACGAGCCUGCCCAGCAAAAAAGCCAUACAUCACAGAGGCGGUCUGGGUGAACAUCCGAAUCCGGCCUGCAUCGAGGGAGUGGCAAACGCCGAAUUGGCAUCGUGACUAUGUGCCCUUUGAAUGCAGAUGCGCCCCCGAGGGAAGUCCGGACAGGACACACACCAAGUACAUCUUCACCUUACUCGGGCCUCACUUGGAGGUCUGCAAACCUGACUUUCUAGCGGAUUUUGCGUUUGAAUCUGUGGGUUUCAUAAAAAACUUGAGCACGGGGGCGAGGAGGCAACGUUUGGGUGAACGCAUGAGGGAGAUGGACAAGGAGAAGAUUCAGCCACAGCAUUAUAUUCGAUUUGACAUGGGGAAACGGACUAGGUCUCCAAUUUAUACUGAGCCGGACAUAACGGACUCGGAAAGCAUUCUCGUUAGUGUCAUGUUUGGAAGCGCGGUGGAGAUCAGGGACAUGUGUAGGUUGAGAGGGUUAUAUUUCUGGGAGCUUGAUGAAUCCAACGGACCAAAUGACUGCGAUGAACCCGAUGGUUGCGAUGGAUUAACUAAGUUUCAUGGAUUAAUCGAACAAAAUAACGAGAUGGGUCAAAUGAUCACGAUAAAUGAACUAAGCCCGAGCGAUGAAGCAUUCCAGUCGACCGAAAUGAGCGCAAUGGACGUGAUGGACGCGAUGGACCAGAUGAAAGCCGCAACGCCGCAACCUGGUCGAAUGAGAUGGGCCAGAUGGACCGAGUGUACAAACAUCGACGAAGAGAAGGAUUGA